Aplysia californica (California sea hare) is the source of this 2536-nucleotide messenger RNA. RefSeq names its product 7-methylguanosine phosphate-specific 5'-nucleotidase A. Bases 957 to 1877 code for a protein of 306 amino acids. Gene Ontology annotation, molecular function: 5'-nucleotidase activity; magnesium ion binding. The transcript is spliced from 10 exons. Gene Ontology annotation, cellular component: cytoplasm. The record is from RefSeq and is a predicted model, not a curated record. NCBI's taxonomy places the organism in Eukaryota, Metazoa, Mollusca, Gastropoda, Aplysiida, Aplysiidae.
GGUGAGCAGUAUAGUGUUUUUAUCUUCUGGAAUUUCCCCAGAGGAAACAUACUGUGCUGUGUUUGACCAAGUUUUAAAAGUAAGAUUUUUCUUAUAAGUGUAGGUAGAAUAAACUGGACAAAAGUAAGUUGUGUAGUACAAGUAGAUGUACUUGAGUCGGCGUGGCUUGUUUAAUUUAAUACUGAAAGAAAUGAUGGUCCUUUUUUAAAUCCAGAACUUGUGUUUAAAAAAAGAAUUCUGGCCAUGAUAUUCCACAUCUUUUUGUUCAGUAAAUGUACACUUUUUGAACAGUUGAGAGUGAAGUCGCAUAUACUCCUCUGGCUUUGCUGAAAUAGUAGAAAAUGGCCAGAGAUCCUCGUCUCAUCCCAUCAUCGCCAUCAACAACAUCACCUCUGUUGUUAUUAUUUCACUAACGUCACCACCAUUAGCAUCUGAGACUAUUGCCACAAAAACCAUUUGUUUUUUAAAGGUAUAUUUGUGUCAUGUGUCUCUUAAAAUUGUCUGUUUAUUACAUUUAUGCGCAAUGCUUCUGGCGCACAUAUUUCCUCUGACCAGCAUCUGACAUCAAAGUGAAAAAGGUAUCUGAGCGAGGAGAUCUGCCACAUGGAAUCCACCCUUUUGUUGGUCCUUACAGUUCCAAGAGAUAGUUGUGCCAAGUGGAAGAUCAAUACUCUCAAUUCAGUUUCAGUUUCAAUUUCUUUUUGAUUUUAGGUUCUGUUUAUGCCAUGGGUUCCGAGAAAUAAAAGAAGCCCUGAUUCUGAAAGAUGGAUCAAUAAAAGUGAAUUAUGGAGAUUUCAGCUAAAAGCAUAAUUAGAUCAUACCACUGGUCAGGAGAAACUGGAUGAGAGAAUGGGCUAUUGAUGUAUGAUUUGUAGACCUUUGGAAAACCAAAGAUUUUUCGCUCUAGAGUGAUUCAAUUCCGAGUCUGACCUGGUUGACACUAAGAAGUCAGCAGCAUGUCCCCGAUCACCACUGCAGCUCCGCCCUCUCUCGUGAAAUUGGUACCUGAGCUGGGCCAAAGCAAUGUGAGAAUGAAAGAUCCAGCCUUUGUAGAAACUGCAAUCAGGACCAUGAUGAGGGAUGCCCAUCAUAAACUACAGGUUGUGGCCGACUUCGACCGCACCUUGUCAAAAUACUGUGAAAAUGGUAGAAUAUGCAGCACCACUCACAGUGUGCUGGAGGAAAGCAAGUUCAUGCCAGACUUUUACAAAGAGGAGGCUAAAAAACUGAAAGACACAUACAUGCCUAUUGAGUUCGACCCUACUAAAACAGUAGCCGAAAAAAUACCGAAGAUGAUUGAAUGGUGGACAAAAGGUCACAAGGUUCUAGAGGCUUGUCAGCUUACUCGGGAUACUCUGCAACACAUUGUGGCGGACUCGCAUGCCAGGUUAAGAAACGGUUGUCAAUGGUUCUUUGACAAGCUGCAUCAGCUCGAGAUCCCCAUUCUGAUAUUUUCUGCGGGUAUCGGAGAUGUCAUCCAUGAAACGAUCACACAGCAGUCCAGUUUCCAUUCAGAAAACAUGAAGAUAGUUGCAAACUUUCUCCAGUUUGACGAAAUGGGAAAGAUGACUGGCUUUGCGGGUGACGAGAUCAUCCAUACCUUCAACAAAAAUGAGAAUGCCAUCCACUCCAGCGAUUACUUCUUCAACAUUAAGCAUCGGGAAAAUCUCCUGCUCAUGGGUGACUCCCUUGGUGAUCUCAAAAUGGCGGAAGGAGCAGACCAUGUAGAAUGCUUCCUCAAGAUAGGAUUCCUCAAUUUUAAGGUGGAGGAAAACUUGCCUCAGUACAGCCAGAGUUUUGAUAUUGUCAUCCUUGAGGAUGAGAGUCUGGAUGUGGUCAACGGAAUGAUGAGAGCUAUACUUGAUCUGUCAUCUUAGGUUUUAUGAAAAAUAUUAGGCUGUUUUUCGUUGGGUUUUUUGUUGUUGUUGUCUUUUUUCUGUCUCUUGUGGAAGCUGAGUUGUGUGUUAUUUGAUGUUUGUUUGUUCCCUUCUCCCUCUCCCACCUUAUGAAUAUACAUACUACUCCGUUUUUAUUUUCUUUUUAGAUUUGAUUUUUAAAAUAUCUUUUCAGUUCAGUAGAAACGUACCUAACUGCAUUUUUAUAUUUUAUUAUCUUUACGAUGUCAUUUACAACAGUAUCAUUCAGUCUGUUUAUAAUUGGUACGGGUAGUCUAUUUCUGGUUUAGCUUAUUAAAACGUUGCUUAAAAUGAUUUUUUUUUAACAAAUGCUGUUCCAGCUGUAAACUACAAUAUGAAAUAAUACUCAUCGUAGAAAGUGGUAUUACAUUUUUGGGGGGUCAAACGUGUUGCAGGGUUGCAGUUUUGAUAAACCAGUAUUCAAGAGUUGCCAAUCCAUCUGUGUAUACAAAUUCAAUAACGUUUACAUCGCAAGCAGUCCUGCUGGCUAAACUGAGAGCUGACGAAGCUAGAUAUGCGUCACGACGUGGUGGAAUCAGGCGCUCAUCAAUUUUUGGACGUAUGAGGUCAUUUGUAUCAUUUUUAAGCCUGUUCAUUCGCCUUCCUUUUGGUGAAAAAAA